AUGUGCUUCCCUGCCAUCUGUGUGGGUGCAGGCGCCAAGUCUCUGAAGCAGGGAAAGGUGGCCCUCAGCAGAGUGGAGUUUGCCCUAUCAGUGGCAUGGGGAAAGAGGCCUCCAGGCCGGAAGAAACAGGCAGAGCCCAAGCUGAGGGACGGUCUGGAGGCCUGGCUGCGCAGCCCCUGGGUGCCCUCGUGCCUCGGGCAGCCCCGAGUCCUGCAGGGCCGCCUGGCCAGGUCCUCACCCUCGCUGUGGGACAGCGCGCUGCAAGAGCAGAAGGGCGAGCUGCGCAAGCGGCUGUCCUACACCACGCACAAGCUGGAGAAGCUGGAGACCGAGUUCGACUCCACGCGUCACUACCUAGAGAUCGAGCUGCGCCGCGCGCAGGAGGAGCUGGAAAAGGUCACGGAAAAGCUGCGCAGGAUUCAGAGCAACUACAUGGCGUUGCAGAGGGUCAACCAGGAGCUAGAGGACAAACUGUACCGCAUGGGUCAGCACUAUGAGGAGGAGAAGCGUGCACUGAGCCAUGAGAUUGUCGCCCUCAACAGCCACCUGCUGGAGGCCAAGGUGACCAUCGACAAGCUGUCAGAGGACAACGAGCUCUAUAGGAAGGACUGCAAUCUAGCGGCCCAGCUGCUGCAGUGCAGCCAGACCUACGGCAGGGUCCAUAAGGUGUCCGAGCUGCCCUCGGACUUCCAGCAGCGUGUGAGUCUGCACAUGGAGAAGCACGGAUGCAGCCUGCCCUCGCCGCUCUGCCACCCGGCCUACGCGGACAGCGUCCCCACCUGUGUCAUCGCCAAGGUGCUGGAGAAGCCUGACCCCACCAGCCUGUCCUCCCGUCUGUCGGAUGCCUCAGCCCGAGACCUGGCCUUCCGCGAUGGGGUGGAGAAGCCAGGCCCCCGGCCCCCGUACAAGGGGGACAUCUACUGCAGUGACACGGCCCUCUACUGCCCUGAGGAGCGGCGGCAUGAUCGGCGGCCAAGCGUGGAUGCACCUGUGACCGACGUGGGCUUCCUGCAGGCCCACAACUCCACCGACAGCACGGCCGAGGAGGAGGAGGCCGAGGCGGCGGCCUUCCCUGCGGGCUUCCGGCAUGAGGCCUUCCCGGGCUAUGCGGGCUCGCUGCCCACAUCCAGCUCCUACUCGAGCUUCAGUGCCACCUCCGAGGAGAAGGAGCACGCGCAGGCCAGCACCCUCACGGCCUCGCAGCAGGCCAUCUACCUGAACAGCCGCGACGAGCUCUUCAACCGCAAGCCGCCUGCCGCCGCUGCCACCUACGACGGCAGCCCACGCUUUGCCAAGGCCACAGCUGUGGUGGCGGCCCCACUCGAGGCCGAGGUGGCCCCAGGGUUUGGGCGGACAGUGUCUCCGUACCCGGCCGAGUCCUUCCGCUUCCCGGCCUCGCCGGGCCCCCAGCAGGCCCUGAUGCCCCCAAACCUGUGGAGCCUGCGGGCCAAGCCAGGAAGCACCCGGCUGGCCAGUGAGGACGUUCGAGGGCAGUGGCGGCCCCUGAGCGUGGAGGACAUUGGUGCCUACUCCUACCCGGCUGGCACUGUCAGCCGUGCCUCACCCUGUAGCUUCUCUGAACGCUAUUACGGUGGCAGUGCAGGCAGCCCAGGCAAGAAGGCCGAGGGCCGCACCAGCCCCCUCUAUGCCACCUACAAGGCCGACAGCUUCUCGGAGGGUGACGACCUCUCCCAGGGCCACCUGGCCGAGCCCUGCUUCCUGCGGGCCGCUGGCGACCUGAGCCUCAGCCCCAGCCGUUCAGCCGACCCGCUCCCUGGCUACGCACCCAGCGAGGGGGACGGGGACAGGCUCGGAGUGCAGCUGUGCGGGGCUGGCAGCAGCCCUGAGCCUGAGCAUGGCUCCAGGGACUCCUUGGAGCCCAGCUCCAUGGAGGCCUCACCCGAAAUGCAUCCUGCCGCCCGCCUCAGCCCCCAGCAGGCCUUCCCGCGGACUGGCAGCUCGGGGCUGAGCCGCAAGGACAGCCUGACUAAGGCCCAGCUCUACGGAACCUUGCUCAACUGAGCGU
Messenger RNA from Castor canadensis (American beaver), 2026 nucleotides. NCBI's taxonomy places the organism in Eukaryota, Metazoa, Chordata, Mammalia, Rodentia, Castoridae. The record is from RefSeq and is a predicted model, not a curated record.